AAAUAGUAUAUAUGAAUUCAAGAAAUGGAUCUAAAGAAAGACAAUAGAAGGAUAUUGUUAAAUCAUUAUUCUGGGAACAUUCUAAAAAUUUACCACCUUUUUUUGCUGAGAAUGUUUUAUUUUUAGAAAUGGAAGUAGAAUGUAAUAAUGUUACAAUUGAAGUUGUAAAUUAAUUAUUGGAAUUAUAUCGUGUAUUUUACUAUAUUAUGAUUAAGAUUGGUGUGGAAUACUUUGAAUCAAUAAAGAGCAAUAAAUUUUUGAUUUUUAAGAAUAAAACGUAGUAAUUAUUAAUGAAAGGGACAGUAAAUCAAUGCAUGAAUGUUGCUUAUGAAGAAUUAAAACAUGAAACUGCUCUUAAGAAAACAACAAAUUCUGAAAAUUAAGAGAAAAUUCCUCCUUUACCUCCAUCAUCAAGAUUAGUAAUUGCUUAAAAAUCUUAGAAAUAAUAAGAAGUGGAGAAUCAACUCAAAUAUAUUAAAGAAUAAGACCAGAAAUUACAAGUUAAUUAACUUUUAGAAUAUCAUGGUUAUGAGUCACAGAGAGUUACUAGAUUACAUAAUAAGUGAUCUAUCUAAUUUGAUUAUCAUAGAGCAUUACAAGAGUAGGAAGAUUAAGUGCAACAACGCUUAUAAAGAAGACGAAUGUAGUCUGUAAAGUUAAAAGGAUAAAUAUGACGAA
Molecule: messenger RNA, 678 nt
Organism: Paramecium sonneborni
Lineage: Eukaryota; Ciliophora; Oligohymenophorea; Peniculida; Parameciidae
Source: the annotation of a GenBank genome assembly